Necator americanus (New World hookworm) is the source of this 786-nucleotide messenger RNA. RefSeq lists its product as uncharacterized. The record is from RefSeq and is a predicted model, not a curated record. The transcript has 7 exons. NCBI's taxonomy places the organism in Eukaryota, Metazoa, Nematoda, Chromadorea, Rhabditida, Ancylostomatidae. The coding region runs from base 1 to 786 and encodes 261 amino acids.
AUGACUACAAGAGGGAAUAUGCGUCUUUCAGCAAGCGAUAAAAGUGAGGAAUUCGUAGUCAUGUCACAGGCUCUUGAUCGGGAAAUAACAAAUCUUCACUUGCAAGAUGAAACGAUCUAUCGCCGCGUAACAGAGAAAGAAUUCUUUGUGCAGUGCAAAUGCUUGAAUCAUGUAUGGAUGUCAGGAAAAUCUGCUGGUCUUGACAAACGAUUUGUAAGCCGCCUGAAGCUUGACAAACCGUCCUGCCCUGUGUUCUAUAGCCUCAUCAAAACGAGUAAGCUGAACCCCGAUGAGAUGAACUCAACAUCAGCGGCAACAUUCAAAAUCCGACCAGAAAUAAGUUGUGUGGGAGGACCAACGGAUCGAAUUUCGUGGUUCCUUAAUAAAAUCAAAAUUUUGAUGUGCUUCGUAUCCCAUGCGAAAGGAGAGACCACUGGACCACUCUGGCACGCGAUCGCGAUAGUGCGUCAAAUGGAAAAAUUACUAACGAACGCUCGACCCGAAGAACAACAGGAGUCAAGAUCGGCUGCAGGAAUACUUCUCUACUUUGCUUUUCUGACAGCUACGAUUCUAAUAAACUUCGUAUAUUGGGAUGAAGGCGACGCCACUUAUAUGUUCUUCCGAAGGAAGGUGGUCCUUAAGGGAGUGCCGGAGGUCCUCUUCUUCAAUCGCGUUGUUGGUCUUUCUCUUUCAGUUCUUCUGGAGAAUGGUCUACGAAAUAAUUCUGUUCUUCGGAAAGAAGACAAAACUGAUAUCUAUGAGGAAGGAGUGCUUCAGUACACAUGA